Messenger RNA from Paramacrobiotus metropolitanus, 2504 nucleotides. Its product is annotated as MOXD1 homolog 2-like. The coding region runs from base 232 to 2412 and encodes 726 amino acids. Gene Ontology annotation, cellular component: secretory granule membrane. Gene Ontology annotation, molecular function: copper ion binding; dopamine beta-monooxygenase activity. The record is from RefSeq and is a predicted model, not a curated record. Gene Ontology annotation, biological process: norepinephrine biosynthetic process; octopamine biosynthetic process; dopamine catabolic process. Lineage: Eukaryota; Metazoa; Tardigrada; Eutardigrada; Parachela; Macrobiotidae. The transcript has 10 exons.
UCGAAAUUCCCCUUUACAUAAAAUGGUUACUUCUUACAAAACUCAUGCAACCGAAACAUUCCCAGUUGGAAUAAACGCUUUCAUUACGCCACGCAUAACUACAAACAACUUAAAACUGUAUUUUGAAUUUUUUUGGAUAUUAACAGCGACUUACAUUGGUAUUAAUAUUACGCGUUAGAAUCCACAGUCCAAUUUAUUUUAUACAUCGGACUGGAUGUACGGUGUUGCAACAUGCUUUCCAGAAUAUUUUGCGCCGUAAUACUGACUUGGACAGCAGUUUCUGGACAAGACCAAUACGAACGCUCUCUCCAGGUUCCAGUCGGCAACGGAAUAUUUGAGGUGAAAUGGAAUGUGACGACCAAUGACAUUAAUUUCGAAUUUGCCGCUCCUACAACGGGCUGGAUAGGAUUAGGAUUUGGUUCGCGUAUUAGCCCGAAUUUGGACGAUGUAGAAUCUUUCAAGAAUGCCGACAUUUAUAUUGCUUGGCUUAGAACCGCCAAUCCGCCUGAACAGCAUUUCUAUGACUCAAAUAUUCAGCAGUACAUACAAAACCAAGGUUUUUUGGUCGCAAAAGACACGAUUCCAAACGUGGAUAGAUCGGAUGUCAGGACAGAACAGCGCAAUGGCAUCACAUACACCGUUGCUCGUUUUCAGCGUAAAUUAAGCACCUGUGACCUUCUCCAGGACUAUGCUAUUAACGGAAGUACAAUCAGCUUAAUUUUGGCUUUCGGAACGGUGACACCAUCAAGCGCUUUAGAACCAGUUCCCGUCUUCCUUAAUCUACAACAACCACGAGGACUCACCGUUCAACCCUACUUGUUGCUAGACCGUAAAUUUGGACGGAUCCCGUCAACGACAACUACAACCAACCCCGAUGCGCUUCAACCAUGGCGUCUCCCAAUUCCCGCGAUACAACCAGGUCUUGAUACUUUAUGGCCUACCAAUACAAACGUCAACAAUCUUGCCAGUACACUCCAAAAUGCUUGUCAGUUUAGCUCGGCUGACCUCCCAGAAAAUCAGCAAAGCAUUGUACAGGUUAAAGCCCAAGCUGAUCCACGCAUCCAGUCCAUAAAGCUGUAUAUGUGUGCUAAGAACAUAACUGCCGCGCAACUGCAAGAAAAGAGCAUUCAACCAAAUCGGUUUGUCGACAACUGCGUACCGGAAGGCAUCUAUGCGGACAUAAUAAAAAACUGCCGCGAAAUGAUUGCAUCGUGGAGCAACAUUGGAAGCAAUGUGCCGAACAGUUUUCCGGAUGACACCGGCUAUACCAUGAGUCGGGAAGAGUACGCAGGUCGAUUCAGAAUGCUUCAGGUCACCUACACUCCAUCCGGAAUCACUCCUAUUGGUGCAGUUCAAAAUGAGCUGCAACUCGACCUUUCCAAACGGACAGUUUCCAAAAAUAUUGGUUUAUUAUCGGUUUCUGCGGAUAACGGUGAAAAACUACUGAUUCCUGGUCAAAGCCGGGAAUUUCUUGUGCGAGCAUUUUGCGAUAUUCAGUGCUCCAGAAAACACAUUCCUGGCGGUGGAAUCACAUUAACCAGCGUUCAGCAUACAACAAACAGUUACGGUAUUCAAAUGCGCACACGACUGAUUCGUGACGGAAAAGAGGUGAAAGUCAUCAGCGAAGACUUUGCUCAUACUUCCGCUUUCCAACCUUUCCGCGAUAUCGACCAUGUGCAAAUUCUCCCGGGUGACCGAAUUCUUCUGGAAUGCACAUACAAUACAUCACGAGUGCUUUCGGACACAACCGGUGGAUACGGCAGCAACAAUGAAGCAUGCUCAGCAAUAUUCUCAUAUUAUCCUCGAAUUGCCGGCUUCCAGUUUUGUGGUUCAACACCGGAAUUGCGACACAUCCAAGCACUAAGAAAUGUUGCCAGAGCGGGCACGAAUACCGGUUCCGUGCCGAUGUUAAGCCGUAGCGAAAGUGCGCUACUGCAGCAGUAUCCAACUCCGUCUAAUACAGCAGACAACGCCCCGUAUGGGUCACUAGCAAUGGGAACAUAUGGCCCGAACACCGUUCCUGUUCUCGACCGGAAUGUCGCCGCCCCCGUAAGCAGCAAUCCCGAUCAAUGUGCGCAAUCGCGAGCUCAGAACCUGUAUCUGUAUCAUCGUCACGAGCCAGUCUGCGAGCUGGAGACACCAGAACUGUUCCGCGUUGACAGCAUCGACAUGCUACCGGUCCUGUCCGAUCCACAAUGCCCCAACGUUAUGAUUCAGCGUAAUAUCUCUUACGUCUGGCCACUGGAGUGCUACGAUAUAAUUUUCCGCGAUGAAGUCCAGAACAAGGAGAUCUGCAGGAACGUGACCGUUACACAGACCGGCGCAUCCGAACGUAACCUCAGCCAAACACCGACUAUUUUGUUGGCCAUAGUCAGUAUCUUGUACAAAUGCGUCAGGCUAAUUGCGUCCUGAGUUUCACAAAACUAUGAUUUUUCUUUCUUUAGAAAUUUAUCGUUUUGACCGUUUUCGCUUGUUUAUAGUCAAAUUAAAGCAUUAAGAAGUGG